AUUACAAUCAAACAAUCGUCAACAUGUUCAAAUUGUGCUUUGUAGCUGCUGUUUUGGCUGUAGCCGUAGCUUCACCGGUCCCCGAAGCGAAUCCUGUACCAAAACCAGAAGCAAAACCUGAUGUCUUAGCUGCAUAUGCAGCUCCAGUUGUUGCUGCUCCUGCUCUUGCCUAUACAUCAGCGUAUACUGCUGCUCCUCUUGCCUACUCUAAUUAUAUUUAUCCAGGUGCUUAUCCCGUCUACUCGCCCUAUACUGGAUCAUAUGUUGUGUACUAAUGUGAAAUAUACUAAUAAAUUGGUUCGUAUUAAUGUAUUCCUUUGAAUAA
Molecule: messenger RNA, 325 nt
Organism: Diorhabda sublineata
Lineage: Eukaryota; Metazoa; Arthropoda; Insecta; Coleoptera; Chrysomelidae
Exons: 2
Coding region: 24-275 (83 amino acids)
Source: RefSeq, a predicted model, not a curated record